Malania oleifera is the source of this 2800-nucleotide messenger RNA. Its product is annotated as actin-related protein 2/3 complex subunit 3. The coding region runs from base 1954 to 2478 and encodes 174 amino acids. Gene Ontology annotation, biological process: Arp2/3 complex-mediated actin nucleation; regulation of actin filament polymerization. The record is from RefSeq and is a predicted model, not a curated record. NCBI's taxonomy places the organism in Eukaryota, Viridiplantae, Streptophyta, Magnoliopsida, Santalales, Ximeniaceae. The transcript is spliced from 6 exons. Gene Ontology annotation, molecular function: actin filament binding. Gene Ontology annotation, cellular component: Arp2/3 protein complex; cytoskeleton.
ACCCCUUCCCGCCUGGCCCCUCUCUUUCCCUCUCUCCAUGAGAAGAUGAACAGAUAUCUUCUCACACCCUACCCCCUUUCUUUCUAUCAACCUCAAACUAGACCAGACCAUUGUCUCUCUGCCCUUUCCCUCUCACAACGACAGACCAGUGAAUAGGCGAUACCCAUCUCUUUGCGACACAACACAUGCAGCAUUUGCCACAUAGCAUGUUGGCGUCUCGCUCUCUCUCGCUGGGAACCACCACAUGCAGCCAUUACAGUUGGUGCUUUGUUUGUGGAGAACCGCAACAAGCCACCGCCAUCUUCGGUGCUCAACCGAGCAAACAUAGUAGAGGAAGAUGUAGCGAGGGGCCAUGGGAGUGUUGCCUUUGUGGCUCGCGGUUAUGCACAUUUGGAUUGCUAGGGUUUAUCGAAUAACGAGCAAGUAGAUCUAGGAUGAUUUGGGAUUUCUAUUUUUUCCUUCUGGAUUGACUGUAGAAGUUAAGGAUUUUGAGUUUUUGUGUGUGAUGAUUGCAAAUCGAUUCUUGGAUUGUUUGGGAUAAUUGCAAAAUAGAAGAAACAGUCAAUUAAAUGAUUUCAGUGCUGAAGUAUUUUUCCUUUAGAGUUUGGAUUUGAUAUCAAGAUUUUGAGGAAUUUUUAUGGUUCUUACCAUGAUUUUUCAGGAUGUUAAGAAACUAUCUUUGAAUAGUUGAACUUUUUUUUUUUUUUUUUUAAGUUUUUAAAAAUAUAUUCAAUGUUUACCAAACAAUUUAGGGGUGGUUUGUUAAAACCAGAAAUAAUAAUUAGAAACCAAAAACUUGAAACAUGUUUGGUCAAUAUUUACAAAAAUUAAAAUAAAUUAAAAACUUAAUUUAAGAAAUGCUCAUUUUUAUUUUUAAAUCAAAUAAUAUUAUAAAAAUAUAUAUUAAAAUAAUAGGAUUGCAAAAUAAAAAUUAUAAUAAUUAUUUUAUUUAAUUGUUAUAUUUGUAAAAUUUACUUUACAAUAAAAUUUUUAUUAGACAUAACAACCUGAAAAAAUGUAAAAAUAUUUUGUAAUUAGAUUUAUUAUUAUUAUUUAAAAUUUAUAUGUGCAUUAGUUUUAAUUAUAUGUAAAUUCAUAUAAUCAUUUCAUUUUAAUGUUAAUUAGGAAGUGUAUAAAUUGAAUGAUUUAAUUCAAAAGUACUAUUUUAGAAUAUUAAAAUUUCUGUCUCUUGCGUCAGCCCUUCCCACGUGUCACAAAUGACCUACAAAUAGGUUGUUAAAACAAUUGAAAAUCAUAAAAUUUUAUUUUCACUUUUUCACAAAUAGAAAUAUACUUAAAAUUUAGAGCUUAAUGCUUAAUUUUAUCAAAUAAUUUCUCACGCUUUGUUUUGAUGAGUGUUUAUUUGAUGCGAUAUUGUUUCACUAAAUUUGUAUAAUCUAUUUAUUCAUUAUUGAGAAAUAGAAAUAGAUUAAAAUAAUAAUAAUAAUGUAAAAAAAUCUUAAAUUUUCAAAGAAGAAAAAUUCAAUGAUUGGAAGUAUAAAUUUUGAAUAUUAAAUUUAAAUUUAAAUUAAUUUUUAUAAAUUUUAAUAUAAUUUUAUAUUACACCUUAUUUAAAUUCAUAAUACAUUUAAAUAUAAAAUCGGUAGUUCUGGUUCGCAAAUUCACUACUAUAUUUAAAAUUCAGCGCCUAAUGCUUAAUUCCAAAAAACCAAACCCCCCCCCCCCCCCCCCCCCCCCCCCAAAAAAAAAACUUCUUUCCGGUGAGCACGUCUUUGAUCCGUCACUGUUCCACUGGAUCUCGAUCCCUCAUCUCUUCUCUUCCGCGAUUUGUUUCCCAACAACAGUGAUGGGAAUGAGCUGCUGAUCUUUGCAGUGGUCUUCACCCAUGACCAAGUUUAUUUUGCAUUUAAGUAUUCGUUUUCCAGUUUGGGAUCUCUGACACUUCAGCUUGGAUUUCUGGUGUUACAAGAGAUUGUUUUCCUGGUUAAGAAAAUGGUUUAUCACUCUAGUUUUGUUGGCGAGGAAGGAAUUACUAAAGCUUGUGGAUGCCCUCUACUUCCUUUAAAAAGCCAUAUAAAAGGCCCUGCUCCAGUUUCUAAGCAAGAUAGAACUGAUAUUGUUGAUGAGGCAAUCACAUUCUUCCGCGCCAAUGUCUUCUUCAGAAACUUUGAUAUCAAGAGCUCAGCUGAUAAGCUUCUUAUCUAUCUGACAUUCUAUAUCAAUGUGGCUUUGAAGAGGUUAGAGGGUUGCCGGACUUUGGCUGAAGGGACUAAGGCAAUUAUUAAUUUGGGUCUGGAAAACGUUCCUGUGCCUGGAGAGUCAGGUUUUCCCUUUCCAGGCCUUUUUGGUCUUCCUCAGUCUUCACAGGAAGCAGAGCUGUUCAGGAAUUAUCUGAAGCAGAUAAGGGAGGAAACAAGUGGGAGGCUAUUGAGUGUGGCAUACAGACCAAAUGGUACUCCAAAUAAGUGGUGGUUGGCAUUUGCCAAGAGGAAGUUUAUGAACAUAAUUAUUCCGUAGAACAGUUUAUUGCAAAGAAAACUGCCAUUUUAAACUGCUGAUUAACUUGAUUGUGACAAAGUUGUGAACGAAAGCUAGUUUCCUUGUAGACCCCUAAACACAAAAAAAAAAAAAAAAAAGAGGAAAAAAGAGAACUUGUGCUACUCACACCUUGGCAUUGAAGAAACAUGUAGAAAUGAUUGAUGUAGGAGCAUAAAGCAACCUUAUGUAACUAUUACACUGUUCUAUGAAAUUAAUGAUUUCAUUUUCUUUUGAUAGAAGCUUGUAAUUUCACAUAUUUAUGUAUUUUUCAUUAAGGUGAAACCAUUUGAGUUGAGUUGUA